Messenger RNA from Salvia splendens (bonfire salvia), 936 nucleotides. Its product is annotated as berberine bridge enzyme-like 13. The record is from RefSeq and is a predicted model, not a curated record. Gene Ontology annotation, molecular function: oxidoreductase activity; flavin adenine dinucleotide binding. The coding region runs from base 1 to 936 and encodes 311 amino acids. Lineage: Eukaryota; Viridiplantae; Streptophyta; Magnoliopsida; Lamiales; Lamiaceae. The transcript has 2 exons.
AUGCGUAAACAUGGCCAGGCCGCGGAUCAGGUCGUUGACGCGAGAAUAAUCGACGUCAACGGCAGAAUCCUAGACAGGAAAUCAAUGGGCGAGGAUCUCAUAGGCAGGACGCUGGAGCAAAACGCGACUCAACUAGUACAGAAAUGGCAACCCAUCGCGCCCAAAUUCGACCAUGAUUUAUUCGUGAGAGUCAUCCUAGUACCGGAGAAUCUUAGCUCCGGCUUACAGGGUAGAAACAAGACGAUUCGGGCUAUAUUCAACUCACUAUUCCUCGGUAAAAUCAACACAUUGCUUCCGUUGAUGCAGGAGAGCUUCCCUGAGUUAGGGUUAAUGAGAGAAGACUGCACAGAGAUGAGCUGGAUCGAAUCCGUCUUAUCCUUCGCGGGUUUCCCCAUCGAUGCACCCGAAAUGCUGCUCAACAGAACUCAACCUGCGGUGAGAUACUUCAAAGCGAAAUCCGACUACGUGCAGAAGCCCAUCCUCGAAUCCGGGCUUGAAGGCAUAUGGAGGCUGAUGUACGAGGCGGUGGCCGACCAAUCUGUGAUCAUCUUCAGCCCUUAUGGCGGGAGGAUGGACGAGAUUCCGGCCUCCACCACUCCGUUUCCUCAUAGGGCCGGAAACUUGUACAAGAUCCAACACCUGAUAUUCUGGGACGAGAGCGAGAAUCAAGAUUCCGAGAGCUAUCUAAGCUGGAUGAGGAGGCUUUACAAGUACUUGACUCCUUAUGUGUCGUGCUCACCUAGGCAAGCGUACCUCAACUACAGAGAUCUCGGCAUUGGUGUCAAUAACCCUAAAGGGAAGACGAGCUAUGCACGAGCGAGCGUUUGGGGUACGAAGUAUUUUUUGGAUAAUUUCGAUCGUCUUGAUCUGGUGAAGACAGUGGUUGAUCCGCAGAAUUUCUUCAAGAACGAACAAAGCAUUCCACCGUUGCACUGA